GAGUCUAGUGGCCAAAAGCCAGAGAACGAGAUGUAUGUGUCAGUUGUGCCGUUUCUCAUCCUUCCUUGGCUGUCACGAAACGCGUCACCUCUCUGAACUACCCAUCUUUCCUCUUCCCCCUCUAAAUAUAGCCGUUACCGAUCACCACCACCGCCGCAUCAUUCCACAAUUUCUCCUGACUCAACAUGGUCUCUUCUCCAUCGCCUUCACCUGCUUCAAGCGCCCCUACCAGUUCCGAUCACGCGAUGCUCGUCUCUGUUUUUUUGGCUCUGUUUCUCCCAUGCGUAGGCAUGAGCGCAGUGUUCCUCAUAUAUCUUUUCGUCUUGUGGUUUUCAACAAGGAAUCAGUCGGAAUUUGCGAAGCCAGUGGCGGGGAAGGGGCUGUCGGAGUCGGAAUUGGAGAAGGUUCCGAAGGUUACUGGGAAAGAACUGGUGAUGGGGACGGAGUGCGCGGUGUGUUUGGAUGAAAUUGAGAGCGAACAACCGGCUAGGCUGCUUCCCGGUUGCAAUCACGGAUUUCAUCUGCAGUGUGCGGAUGCUUGGCUUUCGAGGAACUCUGUUUGCCCUGUUUGUAGAACUAAGCUUGACCCACAGUUCUUCGAUGCUUCACAAGAUAAUCCUUGCUAGAGGCCAUGUUUGGCUCUUCAGUUGCAGAAUUCAAGAUCAUAAAUUGUUUGUGAAAGCAUUGUUGAUUAGGGAUUUUUAGAAACAUAGUACAUUGUACUACAGAGAAUGUCUUGUUCUUGUUCAUGUGUAAACGUUGAUUAUAUUUUUAUUUUUCUCUCUAAUUUGUUCACAAAGUGGUCAUCAUCAUUUGAGUUACUUGAU
Molecule: messenger RNA, 827 nt
Organism: Tripterygium wilfordii
Lineage: Eukaryota; Viridiplantae; Streptophyta; Magnoliopsida; Celastrales; Celastraceae
Product: E3 ubiquitin-protein ligase ATL23
Exons: 1
Coding region: 186-626 (146 amino acids)
Source: RefSeq, a predicted model, not a curated record